This is a messenger RNA of Candidula unifasciata, 594 nucleotides long. The record is from the annotation of a GenBank genome assembly. Lineage: Eukaryota; Metazoa; Mollusca; Gastropoda; Stylommatophora; Geomitridae.
AUGGCAAAGAAGACCUAUGAUUUAUUAUUUAAGUUGUUGCUUAUUGGUGAUUCUGGUGUUGGGAAGACAUGUCUGCUCUUCAGGUUCUCGGAUGAUGCAUUUAAUACCACGUUCAUAUCAACUAUAGGUAUUGACUUCAAGAUCAAGACAGUUGAGCUGGGUGGUAAAAAGAUCAAACUUCAAAUAUGGGACACAGCGGGGCAGGAGCGCUUUCACACCAUCACCACUUCCUACUACAGGGGUUCCAUGGGAAUCAUGCUUGUUUAUGACAUCACAAACCUCAAGAGUUUCGACAACAUCUCCAAGUGGCUGCAGAACAUUGACGAGCAUGCAAACGAGGAUGUGGAGAAGAUGAUCCUAGGCAACAAGUGUGACAUGGAUGACAAGAGACAAGUGCCCACCGCUCGGGCAGAAGCUAUUGCUAAAGAACUCAACAUACCAUUCCUGGAGACUAGUGCUAAAGCCAACAUCAACGUGGAGAAGGCUUUAAUGGGCUUGGCACUAGCCAUACUCAACAAGACACCAAGCAGAAUAUCGGAGCCAACGGGAGUCAAUGUGAGCCAGCAGGAGCCAAGUUCUAAGCGCUGCUGUUGA